This is a messenger RNA of Rotaria sordida, 240 nucleotides long. The record is from the annotation of a GenBank genome assembly. NCBI's taxonomy places the organism in Eukaryota, Metazoa, Rotifera, Eurotatoria, Philodinida, Philodinidae.
AUGGCAUUCGAAGUAACUCGUUUUUGGUUAAAAGAAGUAUGCAUUAAACGUUGGUAUAUAUUUCCAUUUAUUGCUUAUUCAAUAUUCGUUCAUAAACAUGAAAAUCUUCGACAAGAUUAUUUUCGUAAUCGAAGUCAAUUAGUUGGUGGAAUGAAAGAACCCAACUGGGAAAUGUAUAAUUGUAAAUUAUUUGUUCAACAAAAUAAGAAAUUUGAAAUAAUUUUAAUGUUGGAAAGUUGA